Messenger RNA from Oreochromis aureus, 4497 nucleotides. RefSeq names its product POU class 2 homeobox 2a (gene pou2f2b). NCBI's taxonomy places the organism in Eukaryota, Metazoa, Chordata, Actinopteri, Cichliformes, Cichlidae. The record is from RefSeq and is a predicted model, not a curated record. The coding region runs from base 10 to 2439 and encodes 809 amino acids. Gene Ontology annotation, cellular component: nucleus. The transcript is spliced from 16 exons. Gene Ontology annotation, molecular function: RNA polymerase II cis-regulatory region sequence-specific DNA binding; DNA-binding transcription factor activity, RNA polymerase II-specific. Gene Ontology annotation, biological process: regulation of transcription by RNA polymerase II.
GGGGGAGACAUGAAAAGGUUAGGGUGUUACCAUAUGACAACACCCCACCCUCUCCUCACCUCUAACCCCCCCAAACCCACAGCCCCUCACUUUAAUGCUGAGCCCCUAACCCAGAACAACUGCCCCUCCACACAAACACACAGUGGCCCCCCUUUCACGUACCUCUGCCUCCCCCGUAUCCUCCUCUCCCCCAUCAUUUUGCUCUCCAUCCCUCUCUUGUCCAGACAGGCUGCUCGCAUGGCGGGGAUGGAGACGUUCACCGAUGGAAGCACUGAUAUCAGGAUGUCAAAGCCAGGAGAGGCUGAAAAAGUUGGGGCUGACUCACCAUUGGAGGGCACAGAUUCAGAGCGGAAUGGACCAGAAUCAAAUCAUCAGACUCAUUCAAUGAAAGCCUGUCCUUUUCCUCUGUCACCAAACCUGAGCAGCACCAAGAAUAAGAUGGAGGAGUGUGCUGACAUGUCCCCAGCCCUCCCUUCCUCUCACGGCCCGACCCCCUCACAGACUGCCCUGCAACACACACAGCUCAUGCUGACCGGCUCCCAGUUAGCAGGGUUGACAGCUCUGUUGCCGGCGCAGCAGCAGCUGUUGCUGCAGCAGGCUCAAGCGCAGCUCCUAGCUGCAGCUGUGCAGCAGUCCAAUGCAGCCCAUGCAGCUCACGCUGCCCACGCAGCCGCCCAAGCCAAUCAGCAAGCUCAGGCAGCUGCAGCAGCCAAUCAGCAAGCCCAGCAGCAGCAGCAGCAGCAACAACAACAACAGCAGCAAGCGGGUCAAACGGGGCAGCAGAAUCAGUUACAGUCCCAGGGACAGAGUACACAGGAGCAGAGCGCCCAAAGCGUCCCUGUCCCACCUCCUCCAUCCCAGCUCACCCUCUCCCAGCCAAUCCAGCUCACUGCCCAGGACAUUCAGCAGUUGCUGCAGCUACAGCAGCUGGUGUUGGUCCCUGGCCACCCGCUCCCAUCUCCUGCCCAGUUCCUCCUUCCACAGGCACAGCAGAGCCAGCAAGGACUCCUAUCGACACCAAAUCUUAUUCCGCUACCUCAGCAAAACCAAGGGAGCCUGCUCUCUGCUCCGACUAGAAUGGGGCUUCAGGCACAGCGAGAUAAGGGUGUGGAGGUGAGUGGUGGAGGUGUGACCACGGUGCCUUCCGUGACCUCUCACCCCGAGGACCCCAGUGACCUGGAAGAGCUGGAACAGUUUGCCCGCACUUUCAAACAAAGACGCAUCAAACUAGGCUUCACACAGGGAGAUGUAGGCUUGGCCAUGGGGAAGCUUUACGGCAAUGACUUCAGCCAAACCACCAUCUCCCGCUUCGAAGCUCUCAAUCUGAGCUUUAAGAACAUGUGCAAGCUGAAGCCACUGCUGGAGAAGUGGCUGAAUGAUGCAGAGACCAUGUCCAUAGACAGCACCCUGCCCAGCCCCAGCUCCCUGUCCUCACCCUCUCUGGGCUUCGACGGCGUUCCCUCGCGCCGCAGAAAGAAGAGAACCAGCAUCGAGACGAAUGUACGUGUGGCCCUGGAGCGCUCUUUCAUGACGAACCAGAAGCCUACCUCAGAGGAGAUCCUGCUGAUCGCCGACCAACUUAACAUGGAGAAGGAGGUGAUCCGGGUCUGGUUCUGCAACCGCAGGCAAAAAGAGAAGCGCAUCAACCCGAGCAGUGCCACUCCUCCUCUGCCCAACCAGCCCCCCGCAGCCCCACCAGCGCACAAGCCACCCUGCUACAGCCCUCACAUGAUGUCCAGCCAGAUGUCACAGGCCGUGACGAGUCUCAGCAGCACAUCGGUGACCACCAUGUCCUCCGUCUGCCCUCUGACUUCCAGCCUCACCUCCACCCACCCCUCUCUCAGCUUAACCCACACCCCACUCAGCUCCACUCCCUCCCCGGCAACUCCACCUCCUCCACCUAUUCCUCCCCGCAGCACAGCCAGCCCGGCCACCCCCAGCCACAGCACACUCAACCUUAACACAGGCUUAUGGCGAAUGGGUAAAAAGAAUGGUGACGUGUCUAACUACAUCACCGAUUUUGCUGCAAACUUGAGGAACACUGUGAUGGGAGUUAACACAGGGAUGAAUCAAGCCCUCCUCGGUAACAAUCCCCUGGCCACUAUCCAAGCCCUAGCAGCCAGUGGUGGCCACCUACCUCUUUCCACUCUUGAGGGUGGGAGCAAGGUGAUGCUGGGGGCUUCCGGGGGUCAAGGGGGGGGCAUCCCCUCCUCCCUCUUCCUCAACCACCCCGCCCUUCUCCACAUGGGCCAGAAUCCCAACGCCGGACUGGUCAGCACCGCCAUAGCCAAAGUCUCCCAGCCCUCGCCCUUCCCCUCGGCCAGCAGCAUCAGCCCCACACCCUGCUCCCCUUCUCCCUGCUCCAGCCCCGCCUCUUCCUGCUCCUCCAGCGAAAUGGCACACAGCCCGCCCUCUCUGGGCGGGGCCAAGAUCGAGUGACCCCACCAAGGGCCAAUCAGAGAGGAGGAGGAAGGAGGAUACGAUAACCUCGCCUUUCACACCAAAGCUAUCUCUUUCUCUCUCUUGUGCUCUUCUUUCGUUAUUUUUCUUUUCCUCAAUGGCUCUCUCUCUCCUUCUCUCCCAGUCUUUCGAUGCCAAAAAUACACAGAAUGAAAGAGGAGAGAUGGAGGGAAAGAGGUGAAAGAGGGGAGAAGGGAGAGAAAGGAGAAGAUUGAAACCAAAAAUCUUUAUCUAUCCAAAAAAAACCAAACAAACAAAGAUGGAAAGGAGGCAACGUGGGACCUUUUUGUCAAGAACACGUGAUGUCGACACGGCACCUCUCCACUCUUUCUCUUCGAAGGAAAGCAAACCGAUGACUCUUUAACGAAGAGAUGGUAGAGGUGCACGUCGAAGUGCAUAAACCAAAAAUGACAAAAGAAAAACUUUACUAUAUGACAAAGGAAUGGCGCAAGGACAAAAAAAAAAUGAAGAAGAGGAGGACUUUGCUUUCUUUUUUUUAUUGUUGUUAUUAUUAAUAAGAAAAGCUGCGGGUCUGAAGGAAGAGGAGUGGGGUGGAUACGUUUAAACCAAAAAUUUACCUGAGGAGGCGGCGUUGGAGGAAUACACAAUGACAAAAAACAAAAAAAACCCAAAAAAAUCGACAACCAUACCAAAAUCACAAAUACCAAAAACCAAAAAUACGGAGAGAAAAGCUUUAUUCAAAGGACGUGUAAAUACUGAAGCUAUCCAGGACCAGGACUCUACUGCUACUCUCACACAACAUACAUACACACACACACACACACACAUGCACACACACACCAAUCCAUUCUGCAUCGACUCAUCAUGUCUGCGUCUGCUCAUCUGUUUCCUAUAGGUUUGCAUGUUGGAUUACUUUGAGUGAUUUUCAAACGUUUGCUGUGUAAUAGCUCAUAUAUGAUUGUAUGAUAUGUUUGUCAGCCCUGCUGUAUCUUCGUGUGUGUUUAAGUCUCUUUACCUACCUCUGGUCACAAGAGCAUAGGAUAGUUUGACUUUAACUUCAUAGCAGGCCUGACAUAUUUUACACUUUGAGAAGAUUUUUUUUCUUUUCUUUUUUUGUUAACUAUUUAUUAGUGCCAUUAUGAACGAUUUAGCUCCUAUUUAUUUUUGUAUGCUGUUGUAGUGUUAGCUUUGGUGUGUGAGUCAUUGUCAUUGUCAUCGUCAUCUUCAGGGUUUCCGCCAGAGCAGAGAACAAAAAGCUGUCGGGUCCAGCUGGGGAUUUAAGGUGGCGCUCGGUUAAAGGUGGCGUUCAAUGGCUCCUCGCCCGCCGUCGUGCACGGCCUACUGGCAGGACAGCAGGACUGUGUAGGUGUGGCUUCUGCUAUUUCUGUGCUGAUGGUGAGAAAACGGUAGAAAGGGAGGCACAGUGCGUUUCUUUCUCCUCUUAACAUGAAGAUAAAAUAACGUAGGCUCAGCGGGAGAGCGCGGCUAACCUUGUUUACAUAACCAAAAAAAAAAGAUCCGAGCCAACAGCUUCGGUCUUUAAAUAAGUAGAGUAAAAAGUUGCCCCUCAGUUUGGACCCAGAGAUCCCGCGGGGGGCUGGCAAUACACUGACGGAAACCCUGAUCUUGAUCUUCAUCGUGCACGUACACAGUCUUCAUCUGGCAUCUUGUUUUUAAUGUGACCCUUCUCUGCAGGAACAUACAUUACAGCAAUGAUAAAAACGCUCAUCUCAGCCCUCACCAAGUGCCAAUAGUUCAAAGAUAAAGAGUUGGCACACUGAGUUGAUUUCAAGGAGUGACUGAAUUUUUUUUUUUUUUUUUUUUCUUAUCAAGACCUAAACAUUUUCUGUUGUGCUUAAUCAGACCCGCUCUUUGCUCGGUCUUAAAGAUAACCCAUUAUCGGUGACUCCACGGCUUAAAUGAACACGCCCUGCUAAACUUCACAUUCUGAAAAUGAUGUUUGUAAAGAGUGGUGAUCGUUUGGAAAGUAUGAAAUGAGGCUGUGAUUGGAGAUUUACAGGAAUCACCGUUUGAGAUUGAAGGCUAAACAAGUCAAUAAAGCCAAGUUUAGUCACA